This is a messenger RNA of Anopheles marshallii, 858 nucleotides long. RefSeq lists its product as uncharacterized. NCBI's taxonomy places the organism in Eukaryota, Metazoa, Arthropoda, Insecta, Diptera, Culicidae. The transcript is spliced from 4 exons. The record is from RefSeq and is a predicted model, not a curated record. The coding region runs from base 1 to 858 and encodes 285 amino acids.
AUGAACCUCAACGACAUCAGCAAACCGGCAGCUGAGGUGGCCACGAUACGGCUCAGCUUCGAGCAGCUGAAGGAUACUUUGGGACGCUUCGAGUACUUCCGCCACUGGACAGAGGACCAGAUCCGCGAGUGUAGCGUCUUGGCGCGUGUCGUACAGUAUGCACCGCAUCAGACGAUACCGCUCGAUCUUCCGCUACCCUUCGCCUAUCUCGUGCUGAGUGGACAGUGCAUGAUCAUGCAGUGUUUGCAGCUUCUCGCCGGUGAUGAGUUCCGGCUUGCAUCGACCGGGGCUGGAGUCGCAACACCGCCACCUUCCUGCCCAAACACAUCCAACCCCGAGGCACAGCUCGCGUUGAUACAAAACCUGCACGACACUUUUAGCACCGGGAGUCUUACCGCUCCGGCCGGUACGUCCCUGCAAUAUGAUCCCGACAAUGCAAUCUGCUUUCUCAAGACUCCCACACAGCAGGGCCCGGUUGCACACCGCUUCCUAGACGUCGGUACCCUCGGUUGCGGGGCGGUGUUUGGUUUGGGCGAACGAUACCAUCACCGGACGAUUGUGGCGCGCACCAGAACGCAAUGUCUGCUGAUACCGCGGUGCUGGUUGUUUCUAAAGCCGCAAAACAUUGGCAACACAUGGCAGCGGCUCCGUAUGUACCUGGACUGGACCAUACCCGGGCGGGACGAGCUGUUCCGACAGUUCCUACGGGACAAUGCGUGGCUCGAGUAUCGACGAUGGUUGAUAGGCGAAACGGCCAAACGGCGCAGUGGUACGGAAGGGGAAGGAUGGGAAAAGCUGUACAAAGAAAAUGAGAUAAGAGUACCAUGUGUUUCUGCUCCUGCUAAAGUAAUGGCUUAG